CACACCUACAAGAGUGGCUGCCAGUGAAGGGUUUUCCUGCAAGAGACACGGCAGAAAACUAAAAAGCGUUUCAGCAUUGCACAAAGUGGAAAUCCUCUGGCAAGAAAAAGUAGAGCUUUAACAGUAUGUGAUGGCAGACAGAGGUCUGGCAUCAGUGAAUGGAAGUUCCUCUGAUCUGCAGGAUUAUAAAUGGAGAAGUAGAUGCAGAAAAGAUCAGCUUAGAAGAAAAUUGUAAUUAUUUUUUUCCAAGAAGUUUUGACUGAAAGCAAUCUGCAGCUGUAACUGAUUUGGGCAUUUCUGGCAAAUCCAGAGAGGGAAAGCAUCUUGACUAGAGAUUUCUUCUCUACCAGAGGACACUUUGCUUCCAAGAUGAACCGAUCACUGACCCUGCUAAACUCUUCGGGGGUUAGUGAGAGCAGCUCACUGAUCUCUGUAAUCAUUCCCUUGGUGUACUCUUUGAUUUUCCUGAUAGGCACCGUGGGCAACUCUCUGGUCCUUGCAGUGCUGCUGAGGAACGGGCAAGUGAACAAUACCACCAACCUCUUCAUCCUCAAUCUAGGUGUGGCUGACCUCUGCUUCAUUGUCUUCUGUGUGCCCUUCCAGGCCACCAUCUAUAGCCUGGACGAUUGGAUCUUUGGCCCCUUCAUGUGCAAAGCAGUGCAUUUCUUCAUCUAUCUGACCAUGUACGCCAGCAGUUUCACUCUCACAACUGUAUCCUUAGAUAGGU
This is a messenger RNA of Thamnophis sirtalis, 727 nucleotides long. NCBI's taxonomy places the organism in Eukaryota, Metazoa, Chordata, Lepidosauria, Squamata, Natricidae. The record is from RefSeq and is a predicted model, not a curated record.